AUGGGAAACUGUUGAGCAGGAACUUUAGAAAAUGAAAAGAAUGAUAUUAUCCUGAGUACGAAAUCCAAGCAGAUAGUUGAUAAUGCAAAAACGAAUCAAAACUACCAUCUGAUCCUCAGGAUGCAAUCUGUGAUGCGUAGCUAUCUCGCUGCGAAGAAAGCAAAGAGACUUGCUCAACGUAAAGUUGGCUCCAACAUCAGUGAAGGUGUUCCUACUGGGGACGGCACUUAUAUGAAUCAAGUUGUAGAAGAAAUGUAUAACCAACUUGGUCCUUAUGACUAUAACAUGGGGAAAAAUAACGUAUACGACGAGACUGUAGUCAUGAAAGGAUGGCGGACACUUGAUGAUGGAGAUAGCUUCUCUAAGAAUGGAUUAGGGCAAUCUAACGGAAACCAGAUCCUUUAUCAAGGAGAGUGGGAUGCUAAUAAUGGACUCAGACAUGGUAAAGGCACCCAAAUCUGGCCAGACGGGUCUCGAUAUGAUGGCUACUGGAGGAAUGAUCGAGCAAAUGGACCUGGCCGUUUGAUUCAUGCAGAUGGUGAUGUUUACCAAGGAGAUUGGGAAGAUGAUAAAGCUCAUGGAUGGGGUCAGUACAUGCAUCUUGACGGCUCUACCUAUGAAGGAUACUGGCAAUAUGAUAAGCAACAUGGAAAGGGAAAAGAGAAGUGGCCUGAUGGCGCAGAGUAUGAAGGAGACUAUCAAGAUGGUAAAAAGCAUGGCUAUGGCAGAUUCACGUGGGGUGAAGGAUCAGUCUUUGAAGGAAAUUUUGUUGAUAAUAAUAUUCAAGGCCAAGGUGUCUACCAAUGGGCCGACGGAAGAAGAUUCGAAGGUGGCUGGUAUAACAAUAAGAUGGAAGGAUAUGGUAUAUUUGAAUGGGCUGACGGCAGGCGCUAUGAGGGAGAAUAUAGGAAUGAUAAAUAAGGAAGGGCUUGGUAUUUUCUACUGGCCUGAUGGCAGAAUUUACCACGGAACCUGGGCUAAUGGUAAGCAGCAGGGAUACGGAAAGUAUACCAACGCAAACAGGGAGGAAAGAUACGGACAUUGGACUAAUGGUAGAAAAGAUAGAUGGUUAUCUGAAGAGGAAUAUAAUCAAGCUUAUGCGAAUGGGCAUUUUAAUUUUCUAGAGCACAGAUAG
This is a messenger RNA of Moneuplotes crassus, 1135 nucleotides long. The record is from the annotation of a GenBank genome assembly. Lineage: Eukaryota; Ciliophora; Spirotrichea; Euplotida; Euplotidae.